Sarcophilus harrisii (Tasmanian devil) is the source of this 1502-nucleotide messenger RNA. It is a transcript of the gene TLE5, whose product is annotated as TLE family member 5, transcriptional modulator. Gene Ontology annotation, molecular function: transcription corepressor activity; protein binding. Gene Ontology annotation, cellular component: nucleus; transcription regulator complex. Bases 86 to 679 code for a protein of 197 amino acids. Gene Ontology annotation, biological process: regulation of DNA-templated transcription; negative regulation of canonical Wnt signaling pathway. NCBI's taxonomy places the organism in Eukaryota, Metazoa, Chordata, Mammalia, Dasyuromorphia, Dasyuridae. The record is from RefSeq and is a predicted model, not a curated record. The transcript has 7 exons.
CGGCGGGGGCGGCGUCGCGGCUGCGGCGGCCUCGGCCUUCCCGCGGCCCGCAGCCCUCCCUCUCUCCCCACCCCCCACGAGUGACAUGAUGUUUCCACAAAGCAGGCACUCGGGCUCCUCACACCUGCCCCAGCAGCUCAAGUUCACAACCUCAGAUUCCUGCGACCGCAUCAAAGAUGAGUUUCAGCUCCUGCAGGCCCAGUAUCACAGCUUGAAGCUGGAGUGUGACAAGCUGGCCAGUGAGAAGUCGGAGAUGCAGCGUCACUACGUCAUGUACUAUGAGAUGUCCUAUGGCCUCAACAUUGAAAUGCACAAACAGGCCGAAAUCGUCAAGAGGCUCAAUGGCAUUUGUGCUCAAGUCUUGCCCUACCUUUCACAAGAGCAUCAACAACAAGUCUUGGGGGCAAUUGAGCGAGCCAAGCAGGUAACUGCUCCGGAGCUGAACUCUAUCAUCCGGCAGCAGCUCCAGGCUCACCAGCUGUCCCAGCUCCAGGCUCUGGCCUUGCCGCUGACCCCACUGCCUGUGGGCCUGCAGCCUCCGUCGCUGCCCGCCGUCAGCGCCGGCACCGGCCUCCUCUCCCUCUCUGCCCUGGGCUCUCAGGCCCACCUCUCUAAGGAGGACAAGAACGGGCACGACGGGGACGCCCACCAGGACGAUGAUGGGGACAAGUCAGAUUAGAGGCACAGCCCUGGGGGUGGGGGAAGGGCUUGGUGUUUUUGGUGGCUGCUGGCGCCCCAUAGCUUUGACCACUCCCCUGCCCCCUGCCAGCCCCUCCCCCUUCCCCUAAAUCCUUUGGGGUGUGAAUGGGACCGGACUGGGGCGGAAGGGAAUAAAAGAAUGGACCCACCUUAGCUCCAAGCGCCUCCCCCCUUCCCUGUGCACAUAUGUAACCGCUCCCCCCCCGUUCGGCCUGUUUGCUGCGCACCCAGCACAGCAGUUCCCCAGUCCCCUCCUGGUACUGCAUGCAAUCACGGAUGCCAGCCGGCCCCGGGUUCCUCCCCUCCGCCCCCUCCCCCAUGUAGAGGCUCUACCCUGUCCCCUUCCUCCUUUUUUCCCUCUAUCCAGUUGCCUGCCUGACUCUGCUCCCCAGGCUCUGCUACAUCACCCACCCAGCCUGGGACCUGAGUCCCCUUUGAUUGGGGCCAGGUUCUGGGAGAGAGCUCAGCAGCAGGUAUCUGGGGGAGGGGAGGCUGGAUGGAGAGGGUCUGGGGGACCUGCUUCCUCCCCCACCCCAUGCCCACAAAUAAAGAUGAGGGUACCGCAUUUGUCUGGUUUUCUUUCAGUCUGCUAGUCUGUCUUUUAAAAGAAACAAAAAAGGAAAAAUUCACCAAAAAAAAGUUCCCCUUUCCUUCCCCCCAGAUUCGUGUUUGUAUAUAGUCCUUUAGAUAAACUUGUCGGCUUCUGGUGUUCAUUAACCUAUUACAGAGGAGGAAUGGAGACACUGUACUAAGCUUGUACUAGCUGUGCCUUUCAAAUAAAGAUGUGAGACGGUUGGUUUAAA